This is a messenger RNA of Pteronotus mesoamericanus, 2860 nucleotides long. RefSeq names its product Sp1 transcription factor (gene SP1). The record is from RefSeq and is a predicted model, not a curated record. The transcript has 6 exons. The coding region runs from base 59 to 2425 and encodes 788 amino acids. Lineage: Eukaryota; Metazoa; Chordata; Mammalia; Chiroptera; Mormoopidae. Gene Ontology annotation, molecular function: RNA polymerase II cis-regulatory region sequence-specific DNA binding; DNA-binding transcription factor activity, RNA polymerase II-specific. Gene Ontology annotation, biological process: regulation of transcription by RNA polymerase II.
GGGCCCCCCCCAACCCCCCCGGACAGGACCCCCUUGAGCUCGUCCCUCAGCUGCCACCAUGAGCGACCAAGAUCACUCCAUGGAUGAAAUGACGGCUGUGGUGAAGAGUGAGAAAGGAGUUGGUGGCAAUAAUGGGGGCAAUGGUAAUGGUGGUGGUGCCUUUUCUCAGGCUCGCAGCAGCAGCGCAGGCAGUAGCAGCAGCAGUGGAGGAGGAGGAGGAGGAGGAGGAGGAGGGCAGGAAUCCCAGCCAUCUCCUUUGGCUCUGUUGGCAGCAACUUGCAGCAGAAUUGAAUCACCCAAUGAAAACAGCAACAACUCCCAGGGCCCAAGCCAGUCAGGGGGCACAAGUGAGCUGGACCUCACAGCUGCACAACUCUCACAGGGUGCCAAUGGCUGGCAGAUCAUCUCUUCCUCCUCUGGGGCUACUCCUACCUCAAAGGAACAGAGUGGCAGCAGUACCAAUGGCAGCGAGUCUUCCAAGAAUCGUACCGUCUCUGGUGGGCAGUAUGUUGUGGCUGCCACCUCCAAUUUACAGAACCAGCAAGUCCUGACAGGGCUACCUGGUGUGAUGCCUAAUAUUCAGUAUCAAGUAAUCCCACAGUUCCAGACCGUUGAUGGGCAACAGCUGCAAUUUGCUGCCACUGGGGCCCAAGUGCAGCAGGAUGGUUCUGGUCAAAUACAGAUCAUACCAGGUGCAAACCAACAGAUCAUCACAAAUCGAGGAAGUGGAGGCAACAUCAUUGCUGCUAUGCCAAAUCUACUCCAGCAGGCUGUCCCCCUCCAAGGCCUGGCUAAUAAUGUCCUGUCAGGACAGACUCAGUAUGUGACCAAUGUACCAGUGGCCCUAAAUGGGAAUAUCACUUUGCUACCUGUUAACAGUGUUUCUGCAGCUACCUUGACUCCUAGCUCUCAGGCAGUCACGAUCAGCAGCUCUGGGUCCCAGGAAAGUGGUUCACAGCCCGUCACCUCAGGGACUGCCAUCAGUUCUGCCAGUUUGGUAUCACAAGCCAGUUCCAGCUCCUUUUUCACCAAUGCCAAUAGCUAUUCAACAACUACUACCACCAGCAACAUGGGAAUUAUGAACUUUACCACCAGCGGAUCAGCAGGGACCAACUCUCAAGGCCAGACACCCCAGAGGGUUAGUGGGCUGCAGGGUUCGGAUGCUCUGAACAUCCAGCAGAACCAGACAUCUGGAGGCUCACUGCAAGCGAGUCAGCAAAAAGAGGGAGAGCAAAACCAGCAAUCACAGCAGCAACAACAAAUUCUAAUCCAGCCUCAGCUAGUUCAAGGAGGACAGACCCUCCAGGCCCUUCAAGCAGCACCAUUGUCAGGGCAGACUUUUACAACUCAAGCUAUUUCCCAGGAAACCCUCCAGAAUCUCCAGCUUCAGGCUGUUCCAAACUCUGGCCCCAUCAUCAUCCGGACACCAACAGUGGGGCCCAAUGGACAGGUCAGUUGGCAGACUCUUCAGCUGCAGAACCUCCAAGUUCAGAACCCGCAGGCCCAGACAAUCACCUUGGCCCCAAUGCAGGGUGUUUCCCUGGGUCAGACCAGCAGCAGCAAUACCACCCUUACACCCAUUGCCUCAGCUGCCUCUAUUCCUGCGGGCACAGUCACUGUGAAUGCUGCUCAACUCUCCUCCAUGCCUGGCCUCCAGACUAUUAACCUCAGUGCUUUGGGUGCUUCAGGAAUCCAGGUGCACCAGCUUCCAAGCCUGCCAUUGGCUAUAGCAAAUGCCCCAGGUGAUCAUGGAGCUCAGCUUGGCCUCCAUGGGGCCAGUGGUGAUGGACUACAUGAUGACACAGCAGGAGGAGAGGAAGGAGAGAACAGUCCAGAUCCCCAACCCCAAGCUGGUCGGAGGACCCGGCGGGAAGCAUGCACUUGCCCCUACUGUAAAGACAGUGAAGGAAGAGGCUCUGGGGAUCCUGGCAAAAAGAAACAGCACAUUUGCCACAUUCAAGGCUGUGGCAAAGUGUAUGGCAAGACCUCACACUUACGGGCACACUUGCGCUGGCACACAGGCGAGAGGCCAUUCAUGUGUACCUGGUCAUACUGUGGGAAACGCUUCACACGUUCGGAUGAGCUACAGAGGCACAAACGCACGCACACAGGUGAGAAGAAAUUUGCCUGCCCUGAGUGUCCCAAGCGCUUCAUGAGGAGUGACCACCUGUCAAAGCAUAUCAAGACCCACCAGAAUAAGAAGGGAGGCACAGGUGUAGCCCUGAGUGUGGGCACUUUGCCCCUGGACAGUGGGGCAGGUUCAGAAGGCAGUGGUGCUGCCACUUCUUCAGCCCUUAUUACCACCAAUAUGGUAGCCAUGGAGGCCAUCUGUCCAGAGGGUAUUGCUCGUCUUGCCAACAGUGGCAUCAACGUCAUGCAGGUGGCGGAUCUGCAGUCCAUUAAUAUCAGUGGCAAUGGCUUCUGAGAUCAGGCACCCAGGGCCAGAGACAUAUGGGCUAUACCCAUUAACCCUGGGAUGCAAGGUAGCAUGGGUCCAAGAGACAUGUGGGAGAGAGAGCCAUGAGGCAUUAAAAUGCAUGGUGGUGGGAAGAAUUGGGGAGGGAUACAAGAGAAGAGAUGGGGUCUUGGCACUCACCUAUAUCAUCAGUACCUCCUUGCAGUGGGAAACAGUGAAAAUUCUGUUGGUGCCACCCUUUGAUCGACCCAGAAUUUGUUUGACCCCAGUUUCUUCCUAUAUUUCUUACCCCAGGAUUCCUGUCCUGCGUUUCCCUUCUCAGCUCCCUCAUGAUGGAUCCCCCCUUUCCUAAAGCCAUCAUGCCUUGAUAAAUAUAUAUGAUCAUUGAAAUACUUUUUAACAAAAAACAGAUUCUAUAUUAUAUAUAUAUAUAUAUAUAUAUAU